UGGUGAUUCACUGCUACUAGACUCGUAAUGGUGUUGAUCCAUAUUUGUAUAUGUAUAUAUUCAAUAUCACCAAAGAACCGAAACCGUACUGAAAUAAUAAACGAGUUCAAGUGAGACAGUUGGUUAACAUAAACUUGACUCAAAAAUAUUGCUUCCUCACACUUUUGUUGCGUGAGCAACUAUUCAAAUCAUUUGUAUAUCCAAGGCCACUGGAACUUUAAGAGCAAAUAGUAUUUGAACUUAACCGUGGUAUGUCAGGUCUUGAUAUCCCAGCGGAUUUGUUUAAAAAGUUGGUUAGUGUUCUAACCACUUGGCUAAAGACAUUAGAUGAAUUUACUAAGAAAGAAGAGGAGUUCGUUAAUACUUCACGAAAUUUACGAAAUCCUAGUGUCGAUCCCAAAUACUGGGCUACAACAAGUGAAUUAGCGUACUCAGUGGGGAAUAUAUGCGAAUGUUAUAAAAACACAAACCAACAAUCACUCCUGGAACCUUUGAAAAAAAUUUGUGGCAUACUACCCUCUAUAAACGACAUUUUUGUUGAGAGGGAAGAAAUUCUAAAAGAAAUCAACCGGAAAUGUCGAAAAAUUCGGAAACCAGAACUCCCAGAGAAUGGAAAUGAAAUUUCAGGAAGGAAUAAAAAGAUUUCACAAUCAGUUGAUUCGUUAAAAAGUCGUUUACACGCUAUUGAAUACAUAAUAAACGUCAAUUUGGUAGAUCUCACUUCAACGUUAGAAGUGUUUUUAUCGUCAUCCUUCCAUGUAAGUAUCUAAUUCAUUUUUCUCAUCCCUUUCACCAGCACUGAUAAUUUAUUUCAAAGAAAGAAUAUUGUUAGAACGUUAUGUUUAGUGAAACAAUGACUAAAUGCAUUUUUAUGUACCGGCCACGUAUUUUAUCUGAAGCCAAACAAAUAGUACACAGUUAUUUAGACCAAAUGAAGUAAGUCAGGGUUCAGACCUCCGGCCAACAUAUAUUUAAUAUAUUAAAUUUUAAAAGGUGAACAGAAGUCGCUUAUGUUUGUUGGCUAUCAGUAAAACGUUGUCUUUCUGUAUGUUUAGAUUUAAUUUUAGAACGUUCUGUAAAUGAAUUAUGUAUGACUAGCAAAAUAUUGCGAAAUUAUUGAUUUCUUAGAUGAGAACACUCCGUUUUUAUGACAGUGAAGGGUUUCAUCGAAUAAUCAAAAAUAUUUAGUUGCUCACCUCAUAAUGAUAAUUCACUGUGUUGAGUGUUAAUAGAGGAACUGAAGGUAGUUUAAGGAGGGAAAUAACCGAUUAUUAUAGUUUGGCAGAUAAAAAUAUGAUUGCAUUGGUGGAGUAGAUGAUGUCAUGAAGAAAAAAUUUAUUUGCUGAACCGUCUUAAAUAGUUCUAUGUAAAUUUUGCUACUGUUUAGAUUCAAAAGAAUCGUAAAAUUAGAACCUCCGUUAUUCCUGGUGAACCAAUACAUCCAAUGUAUUCUGCACAUCGAGUUUACUGACAAGAAUAGAAAUCGAUGGGUUGUAUCUGAAUAUCAUGCUCAUCUCGAUUGCACUUACGAAUUUUUCCAAAAAGCAUCGAUAGUCAAUCAACAAAUGUCAGAUUUAUUGAAUACUGGUGAAAGUGAACUCAGUCUGUUAGAUAAAAAAAUGGACGAGGAUAUGAACUCCAUAUACAAGCUUUUACAUCUGAAAUCUGAAAAAUAAUUAAUUCUUGAUUUGUUGACAUGUUGGUUCAUCUUCAUCUUGUUCACUUCUAUUUUCCUCAGAAUUUUAUUGGUAUGGUGCAAUCUAAUUUGGUUUUUUUUUAUUAAAUACAAUUAUUUUUAAAGAGGUAGAUUGAUUUCUGCUUCCUAACUUACCUCACUAAUGUUCUAA
Messenger RNA from Schistosoma bovis, 1847 nucleotides. The record is from the annotation of a GenBank genome assembly. Lineage: Eukaryota; Metazoa; Platyhelminthes; Trematoda; Strigeidida; Schistosomatidae.